Molecule: messenger RNA, 2502 nt
Organism: Gossypium raimondii (Peruvian cotton)
Lineage: Eukaryota; Viridiplantae; Streptophyta; Magnoliopsida; Malvales; Malvaceae
Product: E3 ubiquitin-protein ligase WAV3
Exons: 2
Coding region: 193-2280 (695 amino acids)
Source: RefSeq, a predicted model, not a curated record
UAACUUCCCGUAAAUAGUUUCUGCUAUUUUGUCAGUUUUCUCUUCCUUGUUGAUAAUAAUAUAUAUCAUAAUUGCCGCCGCCGCCGCCGCCGCCGACAAUGUCAUUUUCGUAAUUCCAAUUCCGAAUAACAGUUUCCUUCAAAAUCACCCUUUUGUUUUCUCCUUUUUUCCCCCUUCUUUACAGUCACCGAUAUGGCGAGUGCAUGGAGGAAGUUGAAGAAAUCGUUGAUUCCGAAGAUCUCUACCCACCGUGACGACGACCGCCGCCGCUCCUCCUCGUCCUCCAGUUCCUCAGCCAACGGCAUUGUCUCUUCUCCUUCGCCGUCCUCCGUCUCUCGCUCUUCCUCUCGCCUCUCGUACAGUUUCAGCUUCCGGUCUUCUAAGAAGACUUGCGCAAUUUGCUUGGGAAGCUUGAAAAAGGGAGAAGGCCAGGCCAUCUUCACAGCUGAGUGCUCUCAUCAUUUCCACUUCAAUUGUAUUGCAACCAACGUGCAGCAUGGGAAUCGCAUUUGCCCCAUUUGCCGCUCUGAAUGGAAAGACAUCCCUUUCCAAGCACCUGGAAGUGCUAAUGAUUUCCGGCAUAAUAACAGCACCAUCCUUGGCUUCCGUCAUAAUUGGCAUCCACCAUCCUUGCCUGUAUUGGAGACUGAUCAAUUUUCUCUCGAAGAACCACUCUCAGCCACCCAUGUAGCCCCUGCACCAUCCACUCGCUCGCAACCCAUAACCAUUAAGGCAUUGCCAGAGUUUCCUGCUGUCUUAGCUUCAGAUGCCGUUUCGAAGUUUCCUGUUCUUGUUGGCGUCAGUGCUCCACCUUUUCAUGUUGAUGUUCGACAUUUUAAUCGUGCACCCAUUGACCUAGUUGCUGUACUCGAUGUAAGUGGCAGCAUGGCUGGCAAGCUUUCCCUUCUUAAGCGUGCUGUUUGCUUUAUCAUACAAAACUUGGGCCCUUUGGAUCGGGUGUCCAUAGUUACUUUCUCAUCAUCAGCUCGAAGAAUAUUUCCUUUGCGGAGGAUGCGUGGCAGUGGUCAAGACGAUGCUAUCUCUGCCGUCAAUGCUCUUUCCUCUGGAGGUGGGACAAACAUUGCGGAAGGUCUUAAGAAAGGGGUUAGGGUUCUUGAAGAGCGACGCGAGCAGAAUCCAAUUGCUAGCAUUAUGCUAUUAUCUGAUGGCCAUGAUACCUUAAAUGACGACACUCGCAGCUUAUACCGCAAUGUACAGAAUCUCACCUCAAAUCCCAAUUACAGUUUGCAGUAUCUUUACCUUUUGCCUGCUUCAAUUUGUUCCAGGAAUACUGCAUCUGGUAAUGAGGCCCGGCGGCUAAGUAUCCCAGUCCACACAUUUGGGUUUGGCUCAGAACAUGAUUCCAAUGCAAUGCACGCCAUAUCUGAUUUAUCAGGUGGGACAUAUUCCUUUAUUGAGACGGUUGACAACUUACAGGAUGCAUUUGCUAGAUGCAUUGGAGGUCUUCUCAGUGUUGUAGCUCAAGAUGUCCGACUGACAAUACAGUCACUUUCUCGUGGAGUGCAAAUUGGUUCAAUUCACUCUGGUAGAUAUAAGAAUGAAAUCUUUAAUCUAGGGCAGAAGGCUACCAUUGAUGUUGGAAGUUUAUAUGCAGAUGAAGAGAAGGAAUUCCUGGUAUACGUCUCAAUUCCAGCAUCAUCACGUGGUGAAGGUGAGGCAAAAUUGGACCACAUGUCAUUGUUGGAGGUAUUGUGCUCGAACAAGGAUUCAACAUCAUCAGAGAUUGUCGAGUCAAGACGCGAGAGAGUUGUGAUUCGCCGACCCAAGGUUUUGUCUCCUACAGACAAGAUGGUGUGCUUAGAGGUUGAUAGACAGAAGAACCGUCUUGCAGUGGCUGAUGCUAUUGCAACCGCUCAACGGAUGGCUGAAUUAGGAAUUCUAGACCAUGCGCAGGCCGUGCUGUCGGAACAAAAAACAACUUUGUUAUCUUCAGUAUCCGCCCAAGCUGGGGACGACCUUUGCAAGUGGCUUGAGAAGGAACUGACCGAAACCGCACAGAGAAUGGCAACUCUGCAGUUAUAUGAACAGAGUGGGCGGGCAUAUGUUCUCUCAGGGUUAAGUUCACACUCGUGGCAGAGGGCCACAACCAGGGGCCACUCUACAACAAUCUUACCUGGUGAAGGUGCUAGCGGGAUCAAUAGCUAUGAAACUCCUUCUAUGAUCAGUAUGGUGUCGAAAUCGCAGUGUCUUAAUGGUGGACCUUCUCAACAACCUCAAAUGGUUACCAAGUCAUGUAGCCUGACUCCUCGACAUAAAUGAGGUUGGCAUAGCAAUUUUUUCACCACCAUUAGGGCACUGAGGUUGAUAUACGGAACUUCAACACUGAUUUGGCGCAAUGGCUAGAUUUUUAUUCUGUUUACGCUGUUUUAAAAUUUAGACGGUCUUUAAUUUUUUUUCUUUUCAUUUUAGAGACUAGAUUACGUUAAGGUGGUUUUUAUAUUGCCCUAAUAGAUUUGAGUUUGAGCUUGAUUGUUUCGUUUA